AUCGUCAACAUCAUCGGUCGGUUAAAGCAGCCAUCGCAAAGAAACCGUGUACUCAAUUACGAGCCCACACAUCACAACCGACCACCCCUCAUUUACAAUACACCAGCGCCAUGGAUACAGGCCUCACAGCAUCCGAGCAGCGCGAGCUCGAGACCCGCCUGCAAAAGCGCCAAGUCAAGGAGUUCAUGACCGUCUUCGGCAACCUCGUUGACAACUGCUUCAACGCGUGCGUCGACGACUUCACCUCCAAGGCGCUCUCGGGCCGCGAGUCGGGCUGCAUCAGCCGCUGCGUGACCAAGUCCAUGACGACCCAGACCCGUCUGGGCGAGCGCUUCGCCGAGCUCAACGCCGCCAUGACCGCCGAGAUGCAGAAGCGGUAAAAUUUCUUCUUGUUCUCUGCGCUCGCACGCGCGUACUCGCACAUGUGGCACACCAUCAGGGGGCUGCGACAUGGAUAUGGGGCUAUCGGAUAGGCGGAGCGGGUCGGUGAGGGAUGGGGGAGAAUCAAGACGAGUCGAAUAAUCUCCGCUCAAGAGAUAGGAGGCUCCAGAGGUUGUCUUUGGUUUGGGGUGUCGGGGUUGAGCGUUGUACCAUUAUCAUACUACAUACAAUGCAUGGCGGCGCCGGAAGCCACGCGGAACGAGGUCGGCUGGGAUAUAUAUGGAUAGACAAUGGCUGGUGGGUGCUGUCGGUGUAGCAUUACGAGGAAUCUU
Molecule: messenger RNA, 713 nt
Organism: Thermothelomyces thermophilus ATCC 42464
Lineage: Eukaryota; Fungi; Ascomycota; Sordariomycetes; Sordariales; Chaetomiaceae
Exons: 3
Coding region: 111-380 (89 amino acids)
Source: RefSeq, a predicted model, not a curated record